Lagenorhynchus albirostris (white-beaked dolphin) is the source of this 2796-nucleotide messenger RNA. It is a transcript of the gene PDCD10, whose product is annotated as programmed cell death 10. The record is from RefSeq and is a predicted model, not a curated record. The transcript is spliced from 9 exons. The coding region runs from base 1753 to 2391 and encodes 212 amino acids. Gene Ontology annotation, cellular component: FAR/SIP/STRIPAK complex; Golgi apparatus. Lineage: Eukaryota; Metazoa; Chordata; Mammalia; Artiodactyla; Delphinidae. Gene Ontology annotation, molecular function: protein kinase binding. Gene Ontology annotation, biological process: regulation of Golgi organization; positive regulation of MAP kinase activity.
ACCACCCUGGAAAACAGGUCGGUAGCAGGGCAAUCUGAUAAAACAACGUAAAGGAUAGAUAGUAAAGAAGAAUGCUAAGUUAUUUUCCUAGUGAAACAGUUCUGAAGUAAUUCUCUAUCAGUGACAAAAUUUUUGUUUUUUACCAGCUACGCACCUAUCCAAAUAUCAUCCACCUUGUCCUCAAUUAGCAGUUUCCUCAAUAUUAAAAUUUCCCAGAAUAGUUUUAAUGGUACAACUCAAACCAAAAACACUAACCACGCCCUUUAUACCCUGAGUCAAGCCACCUUUUGCUUUUUAUCCCCCCGCAAACUCCAAAAACGUACAUCUUUCACCUAAAAGGGUUUGCACCAGUUCCCUAACCCGAGUCAGAGACUCUUUUUGGCUGUGCCUUGAUAAAAUUCCUAUUGGAAGACGCUUUCUCCCGGGCAGAGGAGACGCCCAUAGAGGCACCCACGCUUACCUCCCACACACCUGCAGCCCCUGGCGGGAUGCUGGAGCAGAGGUUCCGAGGACUGCGCUCCUCUCCUGUUCCUGCUCUCCUCUCUCCCGGGAAACUACAGUCCAGGCUGCGCCUUCUGCUGCUACAGGGACCUAAGCUCCGCCUCCCCCUCCUCUAGUUGGCGAAUUCGGCAGCUGUUGCUCCUCCCCCUGCUGUUCCGGCUGUUGCCCUGGCUGAAGGCGGCGGGAAUCUGCUUCCUUGGUACCUUCGCGCUCCCCGCACUUCUGCAGCUGCUCUGCCGCUUCCCUUCCCCGGGGACCCCUCUCCCUUCACGCAGUGGCCUGACGCCUACAGCAGCCUCCCGCCCCGUCCGGGCACCUCCGCGAGGAGCCCAGGCUCAACCUAUCCCUGCCUGAGCCGCAGGUCUCGCCGCUCGGUGUGCCUGGUGCUUGGCCGCUUUCGGGGAAACUGCUCCUCCAGCCAGGGUGAAUCCUCACACCGCGCCCUCCCUCCAUCCUGCCUAUUAUUCCCGCGGCUUCCUCUCCGCCCGCGCAGCUCGACCGCCCCACGUUCCCCACUUGGAGUUCUCCCCCCGCCCCGCUUCCUUCCUCGGCUCCGCUAGCCCGCCCCCACAAUGGGUGAGUCGCCUGCCGGGCCGACCCUGCAUCUUGAUUGGCGCAGGUGAGAGCUGACCCCUCCCUUCCUCUUCUUUCCAUGCACCCUCUCUCUUUUUCUCACCUCCUCCCGCACAGACAGGGAACUCUCCUACUAUUGGCUAAAAGUGUCCCCACCCAUCGCCUAAGGCUCCACCGCAUGGCUUGACGGGAAUUGUAGUCUUGCAUGUGCAGGAAUUGCCGACAACACCGGCGAGUGGGACUACGAGUCCCCAUAGGCCCCUGCGCGACUCCGGCAGGGCAGGAUUCCGGACAACGCCUGGUUCCUCUCGGGUCCUUCCGGCGUCGCCGGAGUGAAUUGAUCUGGGAGUUGAAGAGGGCUCCAAAGGUGGCAAGUGAAGUCAUUGCCUCAGUUGCCGAAAUAGGAGAGGGAAGGAGUGGAGGAAGGAAGGGGCGCUUGGAGUCUGCUUUUGAGGUGACUCGGGUUAUGCCCUUUGAGGGAAGAGGAGAACUGUAGAAGAGUCAAAUGUUGACAGAGACCUACGGAUUCAGUACCAGUUUCAUGACGUGGUCCCUCUAAGGAGGUCAGCAUAUGUUUUGUGCCCUGUUCUUUUGUCACAAAAAAGAGAAGAAAGGCUGCAGUGAAUGAAGAUUCCUCUGCAUUUUAGCACUGCUUUUUCUACUGUAGUUGGCUUUUGAAUGAGGAUGACAAUGGAAGAGAUGAAGAAUGAAGCUGAGACCACUUCCAUGGUUUCUAUGCCCCUCUAUGCAGUCAUGUAUCCUGUGUUUAAUGAGCUAGAACGAGUAAAUCUGUCUGCAGCUCAGACACUGAGAGCGGCUUUCAUUAAGGCUGAAAAAGAAAAUCCAGGACUCACACAAGACAUCAUUAUGAAAAUUUUAGAGAAAAAAAGUGUAGAAGUCAACUUCACAGAGUCUCUUCUUCGAAUGGCAGCUGAUGAUGUAGAAGAGUAUAUGAUUGAACGACCGGAGCCAGAAUUCCAGGACCUAAACGAAAAGGCACGAGCACUUAAACAAAUUCUCAGUAAGAUCCCAGAUGAGAUCAAUGACAGAGUGAGGUUUCUGCAGACAAUCAAGGAUAUAGCUAGCGCAAUAAAAGAACUUCUUGAUACAGUGAACAGUGUCUUCAAGAAAUAUCAAUACCAGAACCGCAGGGCACUUGAACACCAAAAGAAAGAAUUUGUAAAGUACUCCAAAAGUUUCAGUGAUACUCUGAAAACCUAUUUUAAAGAUGGCAAGGCAAUAAAUGUGUUCAUAAGUGCCAACCGACUAAUUCAUCAAACCAACUUGAUACUUCAGACCUUCAAAACUGUGGCCUGAAAGUUGUAUAUGUUAAGAGAUGUACUUCUCAGUGGCAGUAUUGGACUGCCUUUAUCUGUAAAUUUAAAAGUUUGACUGUAUAAAUUAUCAGUCCCUCCUGAAGGGAUCUAAUAAUCCAGGAUGUUGAAUGGGAUUAUUGCCAUCUUACACCAUAUUUUUGUAAAAUGUAGCUUAAUCAUAAUCUCACACUGAAGAUUUUGCAUCACUUUUGCUAUUAUCAUUCUUUUAAGAAUUAUAAGCCAAAAGAAUUUACGCCUUAAUGUGUCAUUAUAUAACAUUCCUUAAAAGAAUUGUAAAUAUUGGUGUUUGUUUCUGACAUUUUAACUUGAAAGCGAUAUGCUGCAAGAUAAUGUAUUUAACAAUAUUUGGUGGCAAAUAUUCAAUAAAUAGUUUACAUCUGUUAAA